AUGAUCAGAGAGAAGAUGAAGGUUUCUCAAAGUCGUCAGAAGAGUUACCAUGACAAGAGAAGGAAAUCGCUUGAGUUUGAGGUAGAUGAUUGUGUGUUUUUAAGAGUUACUCCGGUAACGGGUGUUGGUAGAGCAUUGAAGUCGUGUAAGUUGACGCCGCAUUUUAUUGGUCUGUAUCAGAUUUCCGAGAAAGUAGGUGAUGUGGUUUAUCGGAUUACGUUGCCGCCGUCACUUGCUAAUCUCCAUGAUGUGUUUCACGUGUCUCAAUUGAGGAGAUACAUUGCGGAUCCUUCGCAUGUUGUCCAAUUAGAUGAUGUUGAGGUUAGAGAUAAUUUGACCGUGGAGACAUUACCUAUGCGGAUAGAAGAUAGAGAGGUGAAACAACUCCGUGGUAAAGAGAUUGCUUUGGUGAAAAUCGUUUGGGGAGGAUCGACUGGUGGAAAUGUGACGUAG
This is a messenger RNA of Lathyrus oleraceus (garden pea), 453 nucleotides long. RefSeq lists its product as uncharacterized. The record is from RefSeq and is a predicted model, not a curated record. NCBI's taxonomy places the organism in Eukaryota, Viridiplantae, Streptophyta, Magnoliopsida, Fabales, Fabaceae. The transcript has a single exon. Bases 1 to 453 code for a protein of 150 amino acids.